This is a messenger RNA of Lachnellula hyalina, 2985 nucleotides long. It is a transcript of the gene SRO77, whose product is annotated as Lethal(2) giant larvae SRO77-like protein. Lineage: Eukaryota; Fungi; Ascomycota; Leotiomycetes; Helotiales; Lachnaceae. The record is from RefSeq and is a predicted model, not a curated record. Gene Ontology annotation, biological process: regulation of protein secretion; establishment of cell polarity; regulation of exocytosis. Bases 1 to 2985 code for a protein of 994 amino acids. Gene Ontology annotation, cellular component: plasma membrane; cytoplasm. The transcript has 3 exons. Gene Ontology annotation, molecular function: GTPase activator activity; myosin II binding; syntaxin binding.
AUGGCUGCUUUUUUGCGAGGCAAGCAAGCUGGAAUUCAGAAUGACCUGUCUGCUGGCAUUCUUCCCGACGCUUUCGCACCAGACGACCAAGCUCGGUUUGGUAUUAACUCGCAGAUUGGAUCCUUAGCAUACGAUCCCGUACAAUCCCUCCUGGCAAUAGGAACAAACGAAACAACCUUUGGCAGCGGUCAGAUUUAUGUCUUUGGGCAACAGCGCGUCCAAGCCACAUUUACCCUACCCCGCCGAGCUUCUGUGAGAACCCUCCAGUUUGUCGCCGACCGCCUUGUUAGUCUGGACACAAAGAAUGAGGUUGUUAUAUGGGAUCUUUUGACCCAGAAGAAGAUAGCCAGCUAUGCUCCACCAGGAGUUGUGGCCGUGUUGGUAACGGAUCCUAUGCUCGACUGGGCCUUGAUCGGAUUACAAAGUGGGGAUAUCAUUGCUUAUGACCUUGAAGGGGAGAAGUUAGCUCCUUUACGACUACCCAACUUCUGGCGAGAGCGAAAUCCUAGAUCGCGGCUGCUACCCAUAGUAUCCAUGCAGCUGCAUCCGCGCGACAUUGGCCAGCUGCUCAUUGGAUAUACCGAGGGAGCCGUCAUCUAUUCCUUCAAGCUGAAUAAGCCGACCAAAUACUUCGAAUACGAGGUUCCCGUUGGAGCCCCGGGUGGAACCGCAGACCCGACGGCAGUAAAUACUGCACGGAAGCCACACCUGACGCAAGUCUUCUGGCACCCAACCGGGACUUUUGUAGGUAUAGCUUAUGAUGAUGAGAGUAUGGUAUUCUGGGAUCCUAAGGAUGGCCGUAUUGUGAUGUCAAGGACCUUGACAGAUACUCACGUUAAUGAGCCUGGAAAGCAGUUAAGUGGUUUUGGCAACACCCCUGGCACUCUUUCCGUGAAGGAGCCAUUUACCCGUAUUGCUUGGUGUGCAAAAGGAAAUCCAGAUGAUACUGGAAUCCUCAUUGCAGGUGGUUUUCCAACCACUUUGCCACAGAGAGGCCUAACAUUCCUCGAGCUAGGUGCAACUCCCGUUUAUGCAACCUCAUCAUGGCAGGUCCUAAGCGAUCAUUUCAAUGCUAAACGCCAGCAUUUACUUCCAACCCCUCCCGGUGCAGAAAUCGUUGAUUUCUGUCUUAUUCCUAGAAGCUCGCCGCAUUUCGCUGGAGCACAAGAUCCAAUUGCUGUUAUCGCUCUGCUUACUUCCGGGGAGCUCAUUACAUUAAGCUUUCCCAGUGGACACCCUAUCUCCCCAACAAACCAAUUGCAUCCUUCUAUCUCGUUCCUUCAUCCUUUCGUAACAUCACUUUCUGUCGCAAAUGUUGACCGAACUCGGUGGCUUGGUAUGGUAGAAAAUAGGCAACAAGGGCCACAACUUCUGAAAGGUGGAGCAGAAGGCAUCAGGCCCAUGAGAAGACACGAGGCUCGAAAUAUUGUGCAGAUGGCGCAUGGAGAUGGGACAGUCAGAAUUUGGGACGCCGGCCACGGCGAUGAAAUUGAGAAUACCAGGAUGCUACAGGUUGACAUCGCGAGAGCUUUGGAUAGAUUUGAAGAGAUCUUCAUUACGCGCGUGACUAUGGCUGGUACUACUGGGGAACUGGGAGUUGGGACAGCAACUGGUGAGGUUGUUAUUUAUCGGUGGGGUGGAAACAAGCUGUAUGGUCGAGAAUCACCACAGUCAGUUCAAACCGUGGCUGGUGGUCUCACGGACAUCUCCUCCCGAGCAGAACCUACGUUGAAAGAAGGUCUACAGCCAUUUGUGCUCUAUGACAUGGCACGGGGACCUAUUAGCACUGUCAAAAUGUCAGACGUUGGCUUUGUUGGAAUCGGUUCCGAAAAUGGAGUCUUUUCCAUCAUCGAUCUCCGAGGGCCAGCAGUCAUAUUCACCGCCUCUAUGAGCGAUUUCAUCAAACCUGAUAAGCGUGCCAGUUUCCUUAAGAAAGGCAGUAAUCAAGCUUCCGGAAAGCCAGACUGGCCGGUUGUCAUCGAAUUUGGUGUCAUGACACUCGAAGGAGAUAAUUACUCGAGUAUUGCUUGCUUUGUUGGCACAAACAUGGGCAAAGUUGCCACUUUCAAAAUCUUGCCACAAGCAGAUGGUCGUUACACAGCUCAAUAUGCCGGUGUGUCGGCCCUUAGUGAUACUAUUGUAUCAAUCACACCCAUAGUUGCAAACACUGGAAAGUUAGCACCAGCCACGGGAGAAAGUGUUGCCGCCCUUCGCACGGGUGUUCAGACUCAUGGUACACUCGUAGUUGUCUCUCAAUCGGAAGCUCGAAUUUUCAAGCCAGCUACAGCAAAGGGUGCUCACAAGUCUUUCGACGACUUCUUCUGUGAAUCAGCUUCCGUUGCUGAAACAAUCGAUCGUGGUUGUGCUCUUGUGGGUGUAUUUGGCGACGGUACAACGCGUGCCUACUCGAUCCCCGCGCUGAAAGAGAUCGGUGUGUCCAGACCAGGCAUGCUUGAUAAGACUAGAUUAUCAAGUUCACUCGUUACAUCUGCAGGCGAUAUCUUUGGAUGGACCGGUCCUUCAGAAGUCGCCAUGCUUAGUGUGUGGGGUACAGGUCAACCUUUGGCUCGCUCGCCAAACAAGUUAUUUAACCCGGAAGCUGUGAUCCCCUCUCGACCUACAAUCUCAAACUUGCAGUGGAUUUCAGGAACCCAGUAUAUCAGCCCGACCGACCUCGACUUGCUCAUCGGAGGCCCUGACAGACCACCUAGCAAACGUAUGCUGGCUGCUGCUGAAGAAGAAGAUCGCUUACGACGCUCUGGUGCUCUUUCGCCGACUCACGCUCCUGGCACGCAGUCAAGUGAGGGCUGGGGUGAUUAUAUGACUAGACAGCUAAAUGAGAGGACGGAGAAGUUGAACAUCAUGGGCGAUGGUAUGGACAGGAUGCAAGAAAACAGCUCUGGAUGGGCUGAGGAUGUAAGUAAAUAUGUUUCGAAGCAAAAGCGGAAUAUGGUCUUGGGAGCCAUUACUGGUAAAUAUCUUUAG